UUAUCUUCUGGCUACAGUUGCAGUACGACAGUUUGGAUGUGCAGCGUGACAGUGGUUCAUAAAAACUAUCGCAUGAUUAUGUUCGAUCUCUUUCUGAGGAGAAGCUCAGUAACGAAAGGUUCCAGUAUCUAGUAGCGAAGGGCCAUCACUCUUCUUUAAAUCCGGUCAGAUAUGAGCAAAGGAACAGUAAUCUUGGCCUACUCGGGUGGACUGGAUACGUCCUGUAUCCUGGUAUGGCUUCGAGAGCAAGGAUAUCAAGUUGUGGCCUACAUGGCCGAUUUGGGCCAAGAUGAAGACUUCGAGGCGGCGAAGAACAAGGCUAAGAAGCUUGGCACCGUUGAGGUGAUCGUGGAGGACCAAAGGCAGGAACUGGUGGAGGAGUUUGUGUGGCCCGCAAUUCAGGGAGGCCUAAUUUAUGAAGAUCGCUACUUGCUGGGCACUUCCAUUGCCAGACCUUGCAUCGUCAAAGGGCUAGUUAAGGCUGCCAGGAGAUAUAGAGCUCAGUAUGUCUGCCACGGUGCAACAGGAAAAGGUAACGACCAGGUGCGCUUCGAAUUGGGAUGUUAUGCCUUGGCUCCUGACCUUAAGGUAUUGUCUCCGUGGAAAGACCCCAAAUUCUACGAGAGAUUCCCAGGACGGAAGGAGCUCUUUGAUUACGCAAAACUUCAUGACAUCCCUCUCCCAGUCACACCCAAGUCUCCCUGGAGUAUUGAUGCUAAUAUAGUUCAUGUUAGCUACGAAUCAGGAGUACUGGAGAAUCCAGCCACAUUCCCACCAGAAGGAAUAUUCCAGAUGACAGUUGACCCUGAAAAAGCACCCGAUACCCCACAGAUGAUGACCAUCAACUUCAAGGAAGGGUAUCCUACCAGCGUCCUGCUGACUGGUGAUGCAACCAACGUGACCAGCCCCCUAGAGAUCUUCACCACCUGCAAUCGCGUUGGCUCGAAGCAUGGCGUUGGGAGAAUCGAUAUUGUGGAGAAUAGAUUCGUAGGACUCAAGUCCCGCGGCAUCUAUGAAGCACCUGGUCUGACCAUCUUGCACAAAGCGCAUCAAGAUCUUGAGCUGUUUUGUCUCGACCGAGAAGUAAGGAAACUGAAGUCUUAUCUGAGCGAGCGCAUGGCUGAACAAGUAUACAAUGGUUAUUGGUAUAGCCCAGAGUUUGAAUUCACCCAUAAGUGCAUUCAGGAAUCCCAGAAGAACGUGACAGGGUCUGUUACUUUGAAGAUCUACAAAGGCCAAGUGUACAUUCUUGGACGACAUGCUCCCGUGUCUCUGUACAAUGAAGAGCUCGUAUCAAUGGAUGUUCAGGGAGAAUACGAACCGAUGGAUGCCAGGGGAUUCAUCAACAUCAGCGCCCUCCGUCUCAAGGAACACCAGCGUGUGAAACAGACACUCCUGAAGCUUCAGAAUUAGUUAAAUAGAUUCUGAAAGAAAGACAAGAUGUCCUACGUGAUUAUUGGAAGGAACCACGUUGCACAAUGGCCAGGGACAUUUUUGAAUAUUUUCACAUAGAAACAUUCCUUACGAAAUAAGGUCUGGUUAUUUUCUGUUUCUUGUAUU
Messenger RNA from Macrobrachium nipponense, 1560 nucleotides. RefSeq names its product argininosuccinate synthase-like (gene Ass). The record is from RefSeq and is a predicted model, not a curated record. NCBI's taxonomy places the organism in Eukaryota, Metazoa, Arthropoda, Malacostraca, Decapoda, Palaemonidae. The coding region runs from base 172 to 1413 and encodes 413 amino acids. Gene Ontology annotation, biological process: L-arginine biosynthetic process; urea cycle. The transcript has 11 exons. Gene Ontology annotation, cellular component: cytoplasm. Gene Ontology annotation, molecular function: ATP binding; argininosuccinate synthase activity.